GCGCCCGGGUCGACCGUGCUCCUCAAGCCGCCGGGCUGGGAGGUGGACUCCACGCAGGGCUCGGUGGUCGAGGGCGCGUCGCCGCUGUCCUCGUUCCUCGGGGCCCGCGCGCCCGCCUCGGCCGUCGUGAGGUCUGCGGCGCACGGCUUCGGCUUCGUCCACCGCCUGGACACGCCUUCGAGCGGCCUGGUGAUCCAGGCCACCAGCUACGAGGGCUUCUUCGACCUCUGCAUCCAGCGCGAGCUGGGGCGCCUGCAGCGCGACUACGUCGCCCUGUGCCACGGCCACGUGACCUGCGACCUCGACAUAUCGGAGCCCAUCCUCAAGGUCAGAGGCGGCCGCUCCCAGGUGUCGCCGCGUGGCCAUCCAGCUUCGACCCGGCUGAAGGUGCUCGCGCACCUCGACCGGGAGGGCUCGCCCUUGUCGCUCCUUGGGCUCACGAUAUCUACGGGCAGGACGCACCAGAUCCGGUGCCACCUGUCGCACGUCGGUCACCCGGUCGUGGGUGACGGGAUGUACGGACCAAGGACCGACCCGGGCUGGUGCGCGCGGCACUUCCUGCACCGUUACCGCCUGGGCUUCCGGGACCUCGCCGGGGCGGCCCGCUCCGCGGCGCACGCGCUGCCCGCGGACCUGAGGGCCGUGCUGGCGGGCCUGCGCGCGCUGCGGGGCGGCCGGGAG
Messenger RNA from Prorocentrum cordatum, 681 nucleotides. The record is from the annotation of a GenBank genome assembly. Lineage: Eukaryota; Dinophyceae; Prorocentrales; Prorocentraceae.